UCUCUGGCUUGUUUCCUGAAAACAUUUGCUCGAUGUGUAACGGGCUCUAAUCGAGGAUUGUGAUGUGUGUUCUAGGGAACGAUGAAGACGCUCCUGCCUCUGGUGAUCCUCCAGCUGCUGCUGGCUCCAGCACUCAUGUUGCCCAACGUGGACCGCUGGGACGCGUGGGGUCCUUAUGGCGAGUGCAGCCGCAGCUGUGGCAGCGGUGUGACCAUGAGAACCAGACGCUGCAUCACCCACAGGGCUGAUGGAGGACACAACUGUGUUGGACCAGACAAGUCUUACCGCUCCUGCAACAUCCAGGAUUGUCCCGAGGGAUCCAGAGAUUUCCGUGAAGAGCAGUGCUCCCAGUUUGACGGCACCGACUUUCAGGGGAAACGUUACAAGUGGCUCCCGUAUUACGGAGCUGAGAACCCCUGUGAGCUGAACUGCAUGCCGAGAGGAGAAAACUUUUUCUAUCGUCACCGCAGCGCUGUGGUCGAUGGGACGCCAUGUCACCCCGGUCGUAAGGAUGUUUGUGUGGAUGGAGUCUGCAAGCGUCUGGGCUGUGACAACAUGUUGGAGUCUCCUCAGCAGGAGGACCCCUGCCUGCAGUGUGGGGGCAACGGGCAGUCCUGCCGCCGCGUCCAGAACAGGUUCACUGUGAGCAACCUGCCAACCGGCUACAACCAGAUGUUCAUCAUCCCUGUUGGAGCCACUACCAUCAGCAUCAGAGAGACAGUGGCCACACGCAACUACAUCGCCAUCAAGAACCUACGGGGGGAGUACUACCUCAAUGGCCACUGGGUAAUUGAGUUCUCCAGGGCGACUCCCAUCGCCGGCACCGUGCUGUACUACCAGAGAGGAGCCGAGGGUGACAACGUCCCCGAGACCAUCAUCGGCCGGGGUCCCACCACUGAACCUCUGGUUGUUGAGCUGAUCAGCCAGGAGCCAAACCAAGGAGUGGAGUAUGAAUUCUAUCUUCCCAACGGGCGCUCCAGAGAGGGAUACUACUGGAGUUUUGGAUCCUGGUCGUCCUGCAGCAAAGAGUGUGGAUUAGGCUACCAGUCUCGUUUGGUCUUCUGCACCAUCGAUAACGAGUCGUACCCCGACUAUCUGUGUGCAUCUCUGCCGAGGCCGCAGACCAACCGUACGUGCAACCCCCACCCGUGCCCGCAGGUCCGCAGCUGGAGAACGGGCGAGUGGAACACCUGCUCGGUCACCUGCGGCGGAGGUUCUCAGGUGCGUCGCGUUGAGUGCGUCUCCCAAGAUGCAUCGGGCCCCCGCGUGGUGGAGGACGCCACUUGUGCCGCCUACGCUGAGGCCCCGCCCACUCUGCAGACCUGCAACAUGCACCAGUGUGCAGAGUAUCGUGCGACCCGUUGGAGCGCGUGCUCAGUGACCUGCGGCUCGGGGCAGCAGACCAGAGAAAUCACCUGCAUCGGUUCAGGAGGGAUGAGGCUGGAGCAAACUUCCUGCAGCACUCUGCUCCGCCCGACUGCCGUCCGGCCGUGUGAGGCGGCGGCCUGCCCGAGACAGAUCAGCUGGCACGUUGGAGAGUGGGGACUGUGCUCAAAGAGCUGCGGCUCCGGCUCCAGAGAUCGUCAGGUGAUCUGCUCCGACCAGGAGAGGAAUCUGUACGCGGUGGACCAGUGUAACGCCAACCUCAAACCGUCCACUGUGGAGCGCUGCAACACGCAGUCCUGCUACAGCCCGCAGGUGGUUCCCAGUGUGCAGGACCCGCGGGGACAUGACAACACUCAGACUGUCUUCAGGCCGUCUGCUCCCGACCACACAACAGCCCACAGGCCCGAGACCGAUCCGACCCAGACCAACACGGUCCACGACCCCCAUGACUCUGCCCCCGCCCUCCACUGCAGCCAGUCCCGUUACGGCUGCUGCCCGGACGGACGCACAUCCGCCGGAGGCCCCCGGGGUCUGGGCUGCCCUCGGGCCCCGACUCCCACUUCCAUCCAGCCGGCCUGCAUCCAGACCAGUUUCGGCUGCUGUCAGGACGGCGUGACGUCUGCUCAGGGCGCCAACAAGGAGGGCUGUGCCGAGUACGUGGACCCCGCACCCACUGUUUCUUCCUCUCUUCCCACUCAGAAUGCAGCGCAGUGCCGCCUCACCACCUACGGGUGCUGCUUCGACCGCACCACGCCUGCAGGAGGACCCAACGGGGAGAGCUGCCCCAACCCGCCAAACCACAUCGAGCGCUCCAUCUGCUCUCUGCCUCGAGCUGCCGGCUCCUGCAGCGCUUGGACCUCGCGCUACCACUUCGACGUCCUCACCUCCAAGUGUGCGCACUUCUGGUUCGGCGGUUGCCACGGCAACAGCAACAACUUCAUGACCCGGGCCGAGUGCCAGAGGGCGUGCCCGGUGCCAAGUCCGGGCCAGCAAAGCCCGGGACAAAUCGCUCCCGCUGUAGAGCAGACUCCCAGGAGAGGAUCCACGGCUGGAAGGACCCCGGCUGCAGCAGGAGGAGGAGCGGGCACCCGAUCCGGAUCUGCCACCCCCUCAGCAGGAGGAGGAUCUAGAGCUGGUGGAUCCACCUCAGGAGGCUCGGCAGGCGGCGCAGGUAGACAGUCUUCAACUGCGGCCGAACACGCCCACAGAGCUCGAGUGUAUCUGCGCCCCCGCAGGCCCUUAACCGCCACUGCAGCGCAGCACACCGGCCCCGCAGCGAGUUUGACCCUCGGAGGCGUGACCAUCGAUAAAUCGGACCCGUCCACGGUGGAAGCGUUGGUGGGUCAGACGGUGGUGCUGCCCUGCAGAGUCAGCCCGCCGCCGUCCUCCACCGUGGUGGUGGAGUGGAGGAGAGACGGCACGCCGCUGUCCACUCACAGACACCAUCAGCAGCCCAACGGUUCCCUCUUAGUCGGUCCUUUAACAAAGACGGACUCUGGUUGGUUCUUGUGUUUGGCGACUCGAGAAGGAGAGAGAGACCACCGCUACAUCUACCUGUCGGUCUCAGAGGGACCAUCUCCCACCUUGUUGCCUGGAGACAGUCCUGUCCCUCGGUUCAGCAUCGAGCGCUCGACCUCGUCUCUGCUGGAGAUGCGAGCGGGACAAACGGCCCGACUGAGCUGCAGGAUCGUUCCUCCGUCAGCUCUUCAGUUCAUCAACAUCGGCUGGACCAAAGACGGACACAGCAUCCGAGACUCCAGGUUUACCCAGCAUUCAGACGGGACGUUGAUGAUCGGCCCUCUGAGGUCCGAUGACUCGGGUGUCUUCACCUGCACGGCGUCCAGCCAGCAGCAGCUGGAGCAGAGACAGCUGCAGCUCAAAGUGCAAGCCGACCUGAAGAUCACCACCGCUCCAAAUAACAUCCAGGUGUCUGAAGGCAGCACGGCUCUGCUGCCCUGCGUGGUGUCAGGAGACAACGUCAACAUCGGCUGGUCCAGAAACGGCGUCCCGGUGCGUCCGGACGGUCGUAAAAUCCUGACGUCGUCUGACGGCAGCCUGAUCCUGAACAACGUGAAGCCUUCAGACGAGGGGACGUACACGUGUAACGCUUACACCGGCAUCUACUCUGUGAGCGCCACGGCCGAAGUCAGAGUCACUAAAGACACACAAGACGGUGAUGUUCCUCCAGAGUGCGUCGACCAGCCCGAGCUCGCCAACUGUGAGCUGAUCGUUUACGCCCGACUCUGCUCCAACUCGUACUACUCCAGUUUCUGCUGCGCCAGCUGCACCCGGCACUCACAGAGGAACAAAAGGUUCGGCCGACUCGGAUAAAGCUGACAACGUUGUUGUUGUUGUUGUUGUU
Messenger RNA from Labrus mixtus (cuckoo wrasse), 3748 nucleotides. RefSeq names its product papilin a, proteoglycan-like sulfated glycoprotein (gene paplna). Gene Ontology annotation, cellular component: extracellular matrix. Lineage: Eukaryota; Metazoa; Chordata; Actinopteri; Labriformes; Labridae. The record is from RefSeq and is a predicted model, not a curated record. Gene Ontology annotation, biological process: extracellular matrix organization. Gene Ontology annotation, molecular function: serine-type endopeptidase inhibitor activity; metalloendopeptidase activity. The coding region runs from base 82 to 3717 and encodes 1211 amino acids. The transcript has 26 exons.